AAACAGACCUGAAUAUACAAACAUUCUGUUGGCGCUUGUACACGCUGAGGUCGUGCGUUUCAGUUAUAAGUUGGGAAAAACAUUUCGUUAACAGUGUUUUCUCCAUAGACGAUGUUGGAAAUCUGAGCCACAAAAGGAGAAAUUUCAGUGAUUUUGUGCGGUGCCCAAGAAGUACCGGAGUAUUGCCGUAUCCGCCGAGAAAGACCCCCAAGAUGCCGACAGUUCUCCCACAUAUUCUCCUCCUCACUACCCUCACCCUGACAUGGGCCUUACCACAAGGCGCCCCAAACUCUGAGCAAGUUUGCCACACCAUGACGCCCUACCAUGGAGGAGGAAUUCGACCGCAGGGGGGCAUUAGCCCCUAUGAGGUCCACCCUAGACGCCUCGGAGGGCGUGUUAUGAUAACAGUCACCUCAGGCCUGGGGAUACCAUUUCAGGGCUUCUUGAUGCAGGGCCGCACCCCUGAUGGGCAGGUGCUUGGCCAGUUCGAUUCUGCCUCGAUCAACGAAGGCCAUCCGCUGGACUGCCACGAUCCUGCUGAUUCUAUAACGCAUAACUCGCCCAGCGAUAAGAAUAGCAUAGAAGUGCAAUGGGCGCCGCCACCCGGCUUUGAAGGACCCGUCGUGUUCAAUCGCUCCUGGGCAUCCAGCUGCUCAACUCCAGCAUCGUCAAUGGCGUGAUCUACUGUAGGGUGCGAAGAGACGCUCUGACCAUCAUCAAUGGAAAACCGUUUGACUUGAUCGGACGCAAAUACAACUUGCUCAUAGCUUCAGGCUCCAGUGUUACACCCAACGCAGUGUCGUUUCACGACCAAACCUACCUGGCCAGUGCGCAGCCCCAAGCACUAGCCGACGUUUCGUCGCUGGCUGCCAAAUCGAAACUCCUCAUCAGACUGCAUGGGGCUUUCAUGUUAGCCGCCUGGUUGGGCACCGCCUCCAUCGGCAUCCUAUUGGCUAGAUACUACAGACAAACCUGGGUGGGGAAGCAGAUUAUGGGCAAGGAUAUCUGGUUUGCUUGGCACAGAACCUUCAUGGUGCUCACUUGGGCGCUCACCAUUGCAGCCUUUGUGCUGAUCUUCGUCGAGCUGAAAGCCUGGUCUGGCGAACGGAACCCGCAUGCGAUUUUAGGCACGCUGACGACCCUUCUUUGCUUCAUCCAGCCCAUCGGUGCCUACUUCCGGCCGCAUCCUGGUACUCCUAAGAGGGCCAUCUUCAACUGGCUGCACUGGAGUGUCGGAAAUGCCGCUCAUAUCAUCGCCAUUAUCACGCUGUUUUUUGCUGUGAAGCUCACCAAAGCCGAACUGCCCGAAUUUUUCGACUACAUCUUGGUGGCUUACGUGGUCGUUCACGUGGUCACCCACUUGGUGCUUUCGCUGAUGAACUGCAUUGCCGAAAGGUCUUCGGAACGGAGAGUCACCGCUUUCCCAAUGAAGGACCUUGGAGGCACUGGACGAAGUUCUGUGUAUGAAGAUAGGAGUGCGGAUGCACCG
Molecule: messenger RNA, 1489 nt
Organism: Dendroctonus ponderosae (mountain pine beetle)
Lineage: Eukaryota; Metazoa; Arthropoda; Insecta; Coleoptera; Curculionidae
Product: putative ferric-chelate reductase 1 homolog
Molecular function (GO): oxidoreductase activity, acting on metal ions
Source: RefSeq, a predicted model, not a curated record